AAGACGUCACUUCUGGCAGCUGGUUUACCAAACAAGUCAUGGCAGAGGAAGGAGCAGAAAGAUCCGUGAAAGCUUCACUAACAGCGGCAGAGAAACAACUCCUCCGCCGCCGGCAGGAGCUCGACUACUGGAAGCAAAACGCAGCGCGGGUCCGGGGCCGAAACCUGCUGACCGGCUUGGCCAUCGGGGCGUUUGUGGUCGGCAUGUUUAGCUACACUAUCCUGUCCGUCAAACAGGAGAGGAUCAUGGACGAGCUGGAUGAUGAAGCCAAGAUCCACAUCAUCAGAGGGCCACGGACUGGUGCCAACUCCUGAUGUCGCCGUCUGUGAACUGUCCUGGACUAAUUGGGUGGGGCGGGUGCUAUUGAGUGACAGCUAUAUACUGUAUGGAGUUACAAGUGACUGAUGAGCUGCUCUUCAUUCAGACACUGGUGUACUAGUAGUCACUCAAAGACAUUUAGGACAUUUCAAAACAUUAGAGACUGUUUCUAUAGUUUCCUCUCUGUGUGGAAGUAUAUUAAAUGUUGUGUUGAAAUUGUUCACCUCU
Molecule: messenger RNA, 546 nt
Organism: Labrus mixtus (cuckoo wrasse)
Lineage: Eukaryota; Metazoa; Chordata; Actinopteri; Labriformes; Labridae
Product: cytochrome c oxidase assembly factor 3 homolog, mitochondrial
Exons: 2
Coding region: 39-314 (91 amino acids)
Biological process (GO): mitochondrial respiratory chain complex IV assembly
Cellular component (GO): mitochondrial inner membrane
Source: RefSeq, a predicted model, not a curated record